CAGGAUUUCAUUUUGACUGUAUCAUAUAAUUUGCUCAUGUUUUAGCGGAACACAUAAUUACUUACCUAUUUGUGCGAUACCGUCUUAAUUGGGAUGCGGUCAGUUAUAGCAUGUAUUCGACGUACAGUCACAUAUUACAUGCAUUGGCUGCUGUCCUGUCAAUAAGUAUAUUGAGCAAGCGAUGGGGCCUAGAUGACUCCGUACUCUGUCUCAUUUCAUUCACAAGCAAACUCGUCGGUUUUGUUUACAUCAAUUUCGUCCAAACUGAUUUUCAAAUGUAUUUGGUUCCCAUCGUACAAUUUUUGAAUGCAACGACAUAUACUUCCUUGCGUUCAAUGUCAUCAAAACUAGUACCAAGUGAAGAAUUGGGCAAAAUGAAUUCCCUAUUCAGUCUAGUGGAGACCCUCGCUGCGCUCGUGUUCGACCCGGUGUACGCAACCAUAUACGCCCAGACCAUGAAGCAAUUCACAAGCGCGGUGUAUGUCUUUAGUGGUGGGAUGGCAAUGCCCGCCAUCAUCAUUUUAAUGUAUGUUUCUGUCAAUAUUAUUAUCUUCCCCUUUAUAUGUACUUCAGUGCCUUAAACGCUUCACACAUCUUACUUAAGUCAGUUCAGUUCAGUAAUUCUGGUGUUGUUGUUGUCCUAAAGCACCCCAGAGGUGCAAAGAGCCUUCACAAGCUCGCGCCACGCCUUCCUAUCUUCAGCUCGUCUUUUGGCCUCGCUCCAGCUCAACCCGACCGGUCGUAGCUCACUUAGGCUGAACCGUUGCCAAGUGUACAGAGCCCCAAGAGCCACGGCUUCCGUCCGGCGGUUUCCGUUAUUCGUUGCCCCUCUUCGAAUAGUAUGUUCUAUCCAUCUCCAAUUCCGUGUCGCGAUUUCUUCGUCAAUCGGCCUUUGCCGGCUUAUACUCCAUGAAAUGAAGACCAUUCCAAUGGUUUUUGGCCAGAAAACGCGAAGACAUCCUAAUUAGGAUCCUAAAAUUAUUGUUCCUGGUUAGUGCAGUCAGACUUUUAACUAAACGCGGUUACACCUUUACGAUUUAGGCUUCUGAAUUAAGAUGUGAGAAGCGCUUAACUGCAGCCAAAACACAAGUUUUCAAAUCAAAAGUUUUUGUGUGUUACGCUGUUUACAGCACGCUAGUAUUUUACCGUGUGGUAUAGCUAAUACAUAUGUAGUAUGUACUGUACAUGAAACUCACUUUCUUCAAUUGUCCAAGGGUGGGUUUGGAUGAACUACAAUGACCGGGCUGAUAAACCUAAUUCUCUAUUUUACAGAUGGUUUAUUAUCAGGAACCGGCAGGAGUUAAAACUUCGAGCUGUAGAACUAGAAAACUUGCCAAAGGAAUCCAGUUUACUUACCUAGCUAAGUGGAUAUGUGUAAUAAUUUUAGAUAUAUAGUCUACAACCACGAGAUGCAUGCUAUAUGUAUGCCGUGUGUUUAUAGUACAGUAAUGUAACAUGUAAUGAAAUUUUGCACUAAAACGUACGUUGUUUUUAAAGAGAAUGCAAUGAAUCAUGUAAUCAUAAUUCAGAGACCUGAUGGUCUGGUCUGGCGCAAAAAAACUUUAUCUACAUACAUAUCAUAAACCCUCUAUGAUGCCUUCAAAAUCCGUAAAUAAUGGCCAACAUUACGAUAAACUGUUUCGUUACAACAAACUUCUUAUCUGUGAUAAUAUAGUUAGUUACAUACAAAGAGCAUAUAAUCACUACGUUUUAGUUACAUAUAUAGUACGGAAGGUGGAGCCAAACCACCAAAAAGUGUCAUCAAAAAACCAUAAAUAGGUGGCGCUACAAUACCUAGAAUACUUGAACAAAAAAAUCAAAUCAUAGACAGCGCACUUCACUCCGUCAAUAGCGCCUAGGUUCUUAGCUACUCUAGCGCUACUCUGGAGAGAUUUGGAACUAUUAUUUAUAGCUGACAGCUGGACACUUUUGCAACAGUUCUACCAUAA
Messenger RNA from Cydia pomonella (codling moth), 1949 nucleotides. RefSeq lists its product as uncharacterized. The record is from RefSeq and is a predicted model, not a curated record. Bases 111 to 581 code for a protein of 156 amino acids. Gene Ontology annotation, biological process: transmembrane transport. Gene Ontology annotation, cellular component: membrane. NCBI's taxonomy places the organism in Eukaryota, Metazoa, Arthropoda, Insecta, Lepidoptera, Tortricidae. The transcript has 4 exons. Gene Ontology annotation, molecular function: transmembrane transporter activity.